Eruca vesicaria subsp. sativa (arugula) is the source of this 672-nucleotide messenger RNA. The record is from the annotation of a GenBank genome assembly. Lineage: Eukaryota; Viridiplantae; Streptophyta; Magnoliopsida; Brassicales; Brassicaceae.
AUGGCUGUCGUCACUAACCUCGGAAGCUAUCUGAAGAUUUCUUAUGUCAUAUUUGCAUUUUGUUCUGCUUUCUUUCUCGGUGCUCUCAAAGGUUUGGUCGUUGGUCCAAUAGCUGGUUUAACAAUAAUAGCAGGAAAUGUUGGAGUGAUUCUUGGUUUGUUCCCCGCACAUGUUACUUGGACAGUUUACGCUGUUGCAAAGACAAACAGAUUUGAUAUUCCUCUGAAACUAGCCAUCUUGGUAGCACUUCCUGCAUUGUUUGGUAUAUGGUUAGGUCUAAGUAUAGCAGUUAGUGUCCUUGUUGGUGUUGGCUAUGGAUUCUUCACUCCAUGGAUCUCUGCUUUUGAAGCAUUCAGACAAGACACUGAACCCAACAAGUUCUUCCACUGUCUUGUGGAACUGCGUGAAUCACCUGCCUCAGAUGAGCUUCAAACUCUUAGACUAUCUCAAGAUGCCAUUAACAGAGAAGGACCAUUCCUUGAGAUAGCUUGCAUCCCCGUUGCUGGUUUGACAAUACUAUUAUGGCCUAUUAUUGUCAUUGGAUUUGUCUUGACAACCAUCUUCGCCAGCAUCUUUGUGGGUUUGUAUGGAGCCGUAGUUGUGUUUCAGGAAAGGUCAUUUAGAAGAGGAGUGUCAUAUGUCAUUGCAGUAGUUGGAGAGUUUGAUGAGUAA